Molecule: messenger RNA, 2109 nt
Organism: Dictyostelium purpureum
Lineage: Eukaryota; Evosea; Eumycetozoa; Dictyosteliales; Dictyosteliaceae
Exons: 1
Coding region: 1-2109 (702 amino acids)
Source: RefSeq, a predicted model, not a curated record
AUGAAUAAUAAUAAUAAUAUUUAUAAUCAUACACAUAAUUUAGAAUCAAUUACAAAAACAGAUAUAGAUAAUAAUAAUAAAAAUGAAAAAUUAUUUUUUUCAGUAUGGAGAAACAAGUAUCUAUUAAAUGAAAUACAAAGACACCACAGGUUAUAUAAUGAAAAUAAAAAAAUAAAUAUUAACAAUUCAAUGGAUCAACUUAGAUACCAUCCACACAGAAGAUAUGCAACAGAAAUUAUAAUUAAUGUUGGUGAACCAUUAGAACCACAUGGUCAAUUAAUACCCUAUGGUACAACCAAAUUAAAAUUCUUUGAUCGUUUUAAUAAACCAAUUCAAGCAGGCGAUAUUCCAACAACUGUCACUUUUUUAGAAUUUUCUACAACUAAUAAUUAUUCUCAUCGUUUCGAUAUUAAAUCAGUUGUCCCACCAAGUGUUACUGAAUUGCAUCUCGGUAUAAAUCAAGAAAUUUCACCAAAUACAUUACCACCAUCACUUACCAGUUUAAAAAUGGAAAUAGAUCAAGAUAUACCAAUUGGAACUUUCCCACAACCAUUAACUACGUUAUAUCAAAACAAAUUCAAUAGAACAAUUACACCUGGUUCAUUUGGUUCAAUUGUAAAUUUAUCCCUAGAAUCCUUUAAUCAACCUUUAAAAGCCGGUGAUUUACCUAUAACAUGUAAAUAUCUAUAUCUUGACUCUUACAAUCAACCUCUCCAACCAAAUAUUCUUCCCCCUGAAUUAAAAGAAUUAGAAUUAUUACGCUUUAACCACCCACUAUCAUACGGUGUACUUCCAGAAUCAAUCACUGAUCUAAACAUGAACUAUUUUAAUCACCCGCUAUCAUAUGGUGUACUUCCAGAUUCAAUCACCAAUCUAGGAAUGGACGACUUUGAUCACCCAUUAUCCAACUCUCUAUCGGCACUACAUUCAUUAAAAACACUCUUUUUGGGUAGUUUUAAUCAAGAGAUAUCAAUCCAAACAUUUCCGCACUCAAUCGAAAAAUUAAGUUUUUAUAAAUUUAAUCAAGUUAUAAAACCAAAUGUACUUCCACCAUCAAUAACUGGUCUCUUUUUAUAUGCAUAUAACCACCCACUUUCAGACGGUGUACUUCCAGAAUCAAUCACCAAUCUACGUAUGAACCACCUUAAUCACCCACUAUCCAACUCUCUAUCAACACUACAUUCAUUUAAAACACUCCACUUAGAAAGAUUUAAUCAAGUUAUAGAACAAAAUGAACUUCCAUCAAUAACUCAACUCAAUUUAUUAACAUUUAACCACCCACUUUCAGACGGUGUACUUCCGGAAUCAAUCACUUUUAUAACUAUGAAAGACUUUAAUCACCCAUUAUCCAACUAUCUAUCAACACUACAUUCAUUAAAAACACUCCUUUUACAAAGUUUUAAUCAAGUUAUAAAACCAAAUGAACUUCCAGAAUCAAUCACUUUACUGCGUAUGAACAGCUUUAAUCACCCAUUAUCCAACUCUCUAUCAACACUACAUUCAUUAAAAACACUCAUUUUACAUGCAUAUAACCACCCAUUAGAACCACAAGUAAUACCUCCAAACGUGGAACAUUUAGAGUUAACAUCAUAUAAUUGUAAUCUUGGUAAACAUUUAUUCCCAAAUACUUUACAGCAUUUCGUUAUUUCAAAAUAUUCAAAUGAAUUAUUGGAAAAUGAUUUACCAUCAUCAAUUACAGAACUUAAUAUUGAAUCGAAUUAUACUUCAAAUCCAAUCCGAUUUCAAAUUAAUUCAAUACCACCAUCAGUAAAAAAAUUAAUACUCCCAAUUGACCAUUCCCAACCUCUUCAAGUCGGUACUAUACCCAAUUCAGUAGUAGAUUUAGAGCUACCCAGACACUAUUCCCACCCUCUUCAAGUCGGUACUAUACCCAAUUCAGUUACACAUUUAACAUUACCUAAAGUAUUUAGUCCUCUCCAAGUAGGUGUAUUACCAGAAUCUCUCACUAAAUUGACAUUUAGAAGAGGAUUUGAUCAACCUAUAGACCCAGCUACUAUUCCACAAUCUGUUACUCAAAUAUCAUUACAUUAUGAUUAUAAACACCCAAUACCAAACUCUUUAAUAAAUAUAAUAAAAAAAUUUUUAUAA